Cyprinodon variegatus (sheepshead minnow) is the source of this 2947-nucleotide messenger RNA. RefSeq names its product uronyl-2-sulfotransferase (gene usta). The transcript has 9 exons. Gene Ontology annotation, molecular function: sulfotransferase activity. Gene Ontology annotation, cellular component: membrane. The coding region runs from base 293 to 1636 and encodes 447 amino acids. Lineage: Eukaryota; Metazoa; Chordata; Actinopteri; Cyprinodontiformes; Cyprinodontidae. The record is from RefSeq and is a predicted model, not a curated record.
CAGCCUCAGAGGAGAAGGAUGAACCCUUAACUCUGCUGGAAGGAAGAGAGGAAGGAAGGAAGGAAGACUCAUCUAAGAAGAUAGGACUGAUCAGGAGCAGAGCGCUGUUCAUCUUAAAAACAACCUAAACCCAGAGGCAGCAGGAGCAGGAGCAGCAGGGAAGGAGAUCCAGAGUUUCUUGCGCGUCUUCUACAUUUAACCGUUCUCCCCAUCCAUCAAAUGAUCCUAAAGCGGCAACUUUUACUUCCAAGAGGCGGAUGGGUGACUUUCCACGUUGCUUUGUGAGGUGGAGAUGAUGAAGAAUUUUAGCAGCAGUCCCUCUCACAACAGCAACAACAACCAUCACCAGACUCCCAACCACAUCAGAGAGCGCCACCACCGAAAGCACGGCUUGCUCAGCGCUCUACCGUGGCGCUUCUCCUUGCGAGGUUACGGUUUUUGCAUGGCUGCGCUCUUCCUCUUCUGCUUUGGCUCGCUUUUUUACCAACUCAACGGCGGCGCUCCAAGAAUCCUCCUUGACAUCAGGCAGUAUCUUGGGUUGAGUUGGAAAAGUCAUUGGUCAGGCAAAAGGGCUACCAGCAGGCUCAUUAUCCAUAAGGACAGGGUAGAAAGGCAUCUGGUGUCGUGUCCACAUGACCAAAAGGCAAGACAAGGAGAAUCAACAUACCUCAAUGACCACGGACCCCCUACUCAGAGAGUACUCCCGUUUCCCAGCCAGGUGGUGUAUAACCGCGUGGGGAAGUGCGGCAGCCGAACAGUGGUGAUUUUACUGAGGCUGUUGGCAGAGAAACAUAAUUUUAACCUAGUCUCUUCUGACAUCCACAAUAAGACACGCCUCACAAAACAUGAACAGGUGGAUCUAAUGAAGAAUAUCAGCAAGAUCCCUCAACCAUUUCUCUAUACAAGACAUGUUCACUUCCUAAACUUUACCAGGUUUAGAAUAGAGGAGCCUGUGUACAUCAACAUAAUCCGGGAUCCAAUAAGCCGCUUCCUUUCCAACUAUUUCUUCCGUCGCUUUGGUGAUUGGAGAGGAGAGCAGAACCACCUCAUUCGAACCCCAGGGAUGAAAGAUGAUGAGCGAUACUUGGAUAUAAACGUGUGCAUUCUAGAGAAUUACCCAGAAUGCUCCAAUCCCCGAGUUUUCUACAUCAUUCCCUACUUCUGUGGACAACAUCCUCAAUGCAGAGAGCCUGGAGUGUGGGCUUUGGAGAGGGCCAAGCAAAAUGUGCUGGAGAACUACCUCCUCGUUGGUGUCUUGGAGGAGCUGGAGGAUGUUUUGCUUAUGCUGGAGAGGCUCUUACCCCAUUAUUUCUCUGGAGUCCUCAAUAUAUACAAAAGCCCAGAAUAUAGAAAAAUGGGGAACUUGACCGGUACGGUCCGUAAGCAUACUCCUACUCUGGAGGCCCUGCAGGUUCUGUACCACCGCAUGCGGUAUGAGUACGAGUUCUACGACUUCAUCCGUGACCAGUUUCACCUCAUGAAGAGGAAAAUUGGGCUGAGGUCUGUCUCCCGUCCUCCGGCCUACCCGCCUGAUUUCUUGCGUAAACUGGCUCUUCGGACACCAGAACCUUUGGAUGAAGAUGAGGAGUUGGACUCAGACCUUGAGGACGCCAACAGCUGGCUGGACCAUCCCUGAUGACUGUGUACACAGUGGAUGAAGCCAAAUAAAAGAUCAAGCUAAAACUGCCUAAAGAAAGAAUGAGGCAGCCAGAGGAAUAGUGGAUGUGUUAUCCAUCUUUUGGAUGUCAGCACCUUUAUUUUUGAGAAUUCAGUUUUCAGUCUUCAGGCUCUUAUUCUGAAAGGCCCAGCACUUUGGACUUGAGGAACUUAAAGAGACAAAAAAAAUAUGUAUUUAAAAGCUGGCCGAGGACAGAUGGGAAUAAUAAUAAGCUCAAAGUAUUUUAUGAUCUGUUUUUACUGGAGCAUGUUGAGAGGAUUUUCAGAUCUUCAUAGUUUAAAUCUCCGGGAGAGAUUAGCGGACAACUACGAUAGGAGUACUUGGGAAAUACAUUAAAUGGUGGAGAAGACUUCAGAGACAUUUCCCAAUCUUUCAUAAAACUGCUUAUGCUAUAAAAAUCGAUCUGUGUCGUGGAUUAGAAACAAGUGCCAUAAUCUUUGUUUGUAUUUUAGCUGUCCAGAACUUUUCUAAGUGCCAAAUCUUAAGGAUUUCCUGUAACCGUGAGACUGGAACCUUUGUGAGCACAAUUGGUAUCAGUUGUGAAAUCAGUUGUUAUAAGACAAGUCUAUAACAUUUAAUUGAAUUGCAAGAUUUUAUAAAGUAUGAAUGAGGGUUAAACCUUGUGCAUCUAUUAUGAAUUCAGAGAAUUCCACCUAGAUGUGCAUGAAUCACUGAGUUAGACUGUGCAGAGAGUAUUUAAGAAUAGUUUUGUUGUCUGGAAAGACCUCUCCUUGUUAGUAUGGCAAGGUUAUGAGUUGCAUGCUAAAAGUAUAUUGGGAGCCUUAUUUUAAUUCCAAAGGUGAAAAAAAAUCAAGUUUACCAAAUAACAGUGUUUAGCUGUGAUACUUUUUUGACAAUAUGUAAAUAUCCAGCAGUUUUUUUUUUGUUUAAAUAAUGCUUUAUGAAGAUCUGCAGCAAAAUGAGGGAUUUGAUCAAAACUGGACAACAUUUUGCAUUGUGCUUCUUUAAUGUCCAAGGAUAUUGGCUUGCAAAGUACAAGAGAACUCAUCCUACUGACCCAAACCUGAUGUUUUUUUAUUGUUGCAUUAAUAUUUUCAGUAUUGUUUUUUCAUAUCAAUUUAAUUUAUUAUUUUGUAAUCAUUUGCAUUCAAGAUAAAAUUCUCAGGAAGGAAAACAUUGUAUGAUACCUUCAUCAAAUGUAUCAUGUUAUGUCAAGGUCAUGAAGCUGCAUUUGCAAUGUUACUACAGGUGAAAAUGACAAAUGCAUUCCAUCAUUUUACGUCCUUGAAAUAAAUGCCCUCAGACUUU